CGCCGUUUCAAAAUGCUGCUGAGGCCUUAGGGCCUGUGACUGACGCCCCCUCCCCCCCGGGCUCUGCGGGGGAGCGACUAAUGGAGAGGCCGUAAGAUUUAUCAGCAGACUUCACUUCACCACUGCCAAAAUGACAACAUUUUCCACCUCUGCCCAUUGUUCAACAUCUGACAGUGCUUGCAGGAUCUCUCCAGAACAAACCAAUCAGGUACGACCAAAACUGCCACUUCUGAAGAUUUUGCAGGCAGCAGGUGCACAGGGUGAAAUGUUCACUGUUAAAGAGGUCAUGCACUACCUAGGCCAGUAUAUAAUGGUGAAGCAGCUUUAUGAUCAGCAGGAGCAGCAUAUGGUAUAUUGUGGUGGAGAUCUUUUGGGAGAGCUACUAGGUCGUCAGAGCUUCUCUGUGAAAGAUCCAAGCCCUCUCUAUGAUAUGCUAAGAAAGAAUCUUGUCACUUUAGCUACUGCUACUACAGAUGCUGCUCAGACUCUCGCUCUCGCACAGGAUCACAGUAUGGAUAUUCCAAGUCAAGACCAACUGAAGCAAAGUGUAGAGGAAGGUUCCAAUUCCAGGAAAAGAACUGAAGAAGGCAAUAUUCCCGCACUGCCUACCUCACAGCAUAAAUGCAGAAAUUCUAGAGAAGAUGAAGACUUGGUAGCAAAUUUAACCCAAGACGAGACAUCAAGACUGGACCUCGGGUUUGAGGAGUGGGAUGUAGCUGGCUUGCCUUGGUGGUUUUUAGGAAACUUGAGAAAUAACUAUACACCUAGAAGUAAUGGCUCAACUGACUUACAGACAAAUCAGGAUAUAGGUACUGCCAUUGUUUCAGACACCACAGAUGACCUGUGGUUUUUGAAUGAGUCAGUAUCAGAGCAGUUUGGUGUUGGAAUAAAAGUUGAAGCUACUGAUCCUGAACAAACAAGUGAAGAAGUAGGGAAGGUGAGAGACAAAAAGGUGAUUGAAGUGGGAAAAAAUGAUGACUUUGAGGACUCUAAGUCCAUAAGUGAUGAUACUGAUAUAGAAGUUACCUCUGAGGAUGAGUGGCAGUGUACUGAGUGCAAGAAAUUUAACUCUCCAAGCAAGAGGUACUGUUUUCGUUGCUGGGCCUUGAGGAAGGAUUGGUAUUCAGAUUGUUCUAAGUUAACCCAUUCUCUCUCCACGUCUGAUAUCACUGCCAUACCUGAGAAGCAAGAAAAUGAAGGAAUUGAUGUUCCUGACUGCAGAAGAACCAUAUCAGCUCCAGUUGUUAGACCUAAAGAUAUAUUUGUAAAGGAAGAAAACUCCAAACUUUUUGGUCCCUGCAACUCAGUGGAAUUCUUGGAUUUGGCUCACAGUUCUGAAAGCCAAGAGACCAUAUCAAGCAUGGGAGAACAAUCAGAUAACCUUUAUGAGCAGAGAACAGGUACAGAAAACAUGGAGGAUUGCCAGAAUCUCUUGAAGCCAUGUAGUCUAUGUGAGAAAAGACCACGAGACGGGAACAUAAUUCAUGGGAGGACAGGCCAUCUUGUCACUUGUUUUCAUUGUGCCAGAAGAUUAAAGAAGGCUGGAGCUUCAUGUCCUAUUUGCAAGAAGGAGAUUCAGUUGGUUAUUAAGGUUUUUAUAGCAUAGCUGAAUCAGUGAAUUGCAGACAAAUAUUAACAGGGCCUGGUCAUGUAUCAAAAUGUCAGUAUUGAGCAUCUCUACUCAGUGUGACCCAUUUCAUACUUUCAUUUAUUCAUGGAAACAUUUGUACUCUAGGACAUAUUUUUGCUUCUAAACUUAUAUGGAAUUUGAUAAUAAGUUCCUUCGAACUAGAUUAUCAAUUUGGAGACACCAUUAACAUUAAAAGAGAAGUUAAUCACUUCAUUCUGUCUUCAAAGAUGAGGAUCUGGCACUUCCCUGGUGGUCCAGUGGUUAAGACUCCACGCUCCCAAUGCAGGGGGCCUGGUUUGAUCCCUGGUGGGAGAACUAGAUCCUGCAUGCCACAGCGAAGAUUCCCACCUGGUGCAUCCAAAAAUAUAAGUAAAUAUUUUAAAAAAGAAAAAAAGAUAUCAAAAAAAGAAAGUUAUUUAAAAAAAAAAAAAUGAGGAUCUGGGAGGGAGCAACUACCAGUACAAAUAGAAAUACAUUCAUUCUUUCAUUUAUCAAAUUACUUGAAGAUUAAUCAUUUCUUUAGUUAAUUUUAUUCCUUACUCUUCUUUUCCGUUAGGGAAUGUUCUUAGGCCUCAAAAUCCAAGAUGGCUAUUAGAAAAAUAUUAAAGCUAACAAUGAAAAAACAUAAGUAAUUUAUGUAUAAAGCAGAUCACUUUAUGUUGCAUUGUUCACAGGAACCAGUAUUUUUGUAAAGUGCCUAGAACAGUGGUAGCAAACAUUUUUGCUAAUGUACCUCAAAAAGAAUUUUGAAAAAGUACAUAUGACUUUUUGCAUACUUUAAAAAUUGAGGUAUAAUUAGCAAAGUGUUCCCUUCUAAUAGGACAUUUCUGUCACCUCAGAAUAUUCUCUUGUGCCACUUUCCAGGCAGUUGCUCCACUAUUUCAUGGCUCUCACCUUUGAUUAGUUUUCCUUUUGCACAUGUUUAAUUUGACUUCUAAAUUUUUAAAAUAAAUUUAAGUACUUACAGAGGAUGUAUCAUCCAGUAUAUUGUAGAUGUCCUUUAAAGAUAUUUUUGCCCAAACCUUGGAGCUGUAGAUUUAGCUGAUUGAAUUUAUAGAAAAAGUCAGGUCAUAUAAACUGACAAAGCCUAUCCUCAUUAUAAAACUAAUCAGCCAAAUCAGAUUUCAUUUUCAGUCAAAGUUUUUGACUUUAUUUUUAAUUCAGUUAAAUGUAUUAUAUACAUCUAUGGCACAACCUCUUCUCAACGACAGUUCUAAAAAAGAUAAGGCACACAGUUUUUAACCAAAGCUCUCUUUGCUUUACUCUUUCCUCCUGUCUCUUGGGAGUCCGCUAGGGGUUUUUUGUCUUUGUUUGAUGCCUCUGAGGUUUUUUUACAUUCUGAGGCAAUGCCCCAUAGUAAGAUUUUAGAUGGGUGAGAGGCAGCCUUUCUUCUGAAAAUAGUAUAGCAGUUGUGAAAAGGAAAGUAAUUAAAGAGAAAUGAUAGCUCUGAAGAGGCCUUAUCUGAUCACGUAAAUCUUAGGAUAAUACAUGUGGAAAUUGAAGAUCUUUAAGUUGUUUUCUUUACAGAUAUUCUUGUCUGCUUUCCCUGUGGAAAAAAUCUUGGUAUAUGCCUGGGUACCGGUAUGAAUGUAGUCAUUUUGAAAACCAAGGCCCUAGAAUUAUCAAUGUUAAGGCUCAUAAGAAUCACCUGUGUUGCUUGUUAUACGCCCAUCUCAACCCCCAGCCCCAAACACACACACGUGCAUACACUCACAGGAGUGCGCGCGCACACACAGACUCUUUGAUCCCUGAGGUCUGGGCCAGGGAUUUCCAUUUGAACAAGUGUUUCUGAGAAGCUGGUGCAAGUUCACAAACGACACUUUUGGAAGCCCUGCCGUGCCCUAGAAGGAAGGGUGUUUUCAGGUACAAGAAGUAGAACAAGAUCCCUUUGUUUAGCACUGUAUUUAAUUUCUAGAGAAGUUUUGUUAAACUCAUAGAACUUUAAAGUCAGAAUGUACUCAUCUACUCAACCCCUUUUAUUUUGCACAUGAGGCUGAAAGGAUAAAUGAUUGCUGAAAGUCACAGCUAGUGAUAGAGCUAUUACUAGAAUCUGUCUCUUGUAGUAAACCUUUAAACCAUACUUGCUUCCUUCUAAUUAUUUGUUAAAUGGUGGUGCUUAUUGAAUUUGGAACAACUAAUAACCUUAAAAUAUUGUUGGAGAAUAUGAGUUGCAGCCAAAAUAGGACUUCAGAGAGAACAGAGACUUUAACCCUUUCUCCCCAAAGAGAAAAGGCACAGUAAAUGUCAAGCUCUCUUAUAUAAUCAGAUAAGUUACUCCUCCCAUUGAGAAGACAAGUAAAGAUGGCAGAGGAACCUGAACUCUUUUCUCCAGGAUUUUUUCUUCUUGGGGAAUGAAACUCAGGUCUCUGGCUCUCUCCAGGCAUUAGGGACAAGGGUUUUUUCACCCCAGUAAGUAGAACCAGUUCUUCAAGUUCAGUGUUUUGUUAGACUGUUCAGUGUUUUGUUAGACUAUGGUAAAUGCUCUAAAUAUUUAGAAAGUUAAAUAAUUUUCUACCCUAAUUCCCCCCCGCCAUUACUCUCUUCAUAAUAGUUUGAUAGCCCUUGAUUUUGUUUUAUUUUUGCCAGUUAAUUGCUUUUGCAAGUGAUAACUCAAGGAGCAGGGAGAGCUGGGAUCUGCACUUGUACCCUCUGAUUCCUUGUAAAGUUGCAGUUUUUUAGAAAACUUAAGAAAAAAUUUUAAAUUUUUGUUUGUGUGUAGAUGUUUGAUGCUAAUUUGGUGCAUCCUUGCCUAGCACAGAAUCCUUUUAUGUUACUCUACUUACUUUCUUUUCCCCUUGGGUCACCUGGGUUUUUACUGUCCCCAUUAGCAGUAAGUACUUUACUUAGGAGAUCUUAAGCUGUGCAUUUGAGCUGAAAGUAUUACAAUAAAUGUACACUUGGGUUUACUGUACUUCUAUCAAGAGCCUUUUGAAUGACUGAAAUAUUAAAGAGAAAGAAGUGUAUCUGUAGAAAGAGGUAGGUAGUGUUUCUUGGUAGCUUAUCUGAAAUCUAAGAUGCUGCAUCUGCAGAUUGUUUUCCGUCAUCCAGCAUCUUUAUUAAAUGUCAUCUGGGAGCAUAGCACAGCAAGUAGAACUCCUUGCUUCUUGGGGUAGGAUGGGUCAGGGAUCCUAAAAAGGGCCAAGUAGGACUAUCAGAGCAAUUCUUUACCCGCAAGAAUCUUUAAGCCAUCUUUUUUUUUUUUUUUUUUUUUUUUGCAUUACUCGGGCCUCUCACUGUUGUGGCCUCUCCCGGUGCGGAGCACAGGCUCCGGAUGCGCAGGCUCAGCAGCCAUGGCUCACGGGCCUAGCCACUCCGCAGCAUGUGGGAUCUUCCCAGACCGGGGCACGAACCCGUGUCCCCCGCAUUGGCAGGCGGACUCUCAACCACUGCGCCACCAGGGAAGCCCUAAGCCAUCUUCUUGAUCUGUUUUUGAUUUUGUUCUUUUUUUCAAUGUCACUGCGGUACAGAUAAGCAAGACAUGGUUUGUAUUUGAAGACUUCAUAGUUUACUGCUAUGCAAUGAUGAAACCCUUGACUUCCAAACACUGCCAUUUAUUUUGUAGUUAGGGUGACUGUGUACUCUGGUUUUCUGGAGACAGUGCCAGUUUACCCCUAUUUUUCAGCAUCCUAUCCAGUUCAUCUCUGUUGCUCCCCUUUCAUUCACAAAUGUCUUCUUUUGGACAUGAAAUUAUUAUGGUCUUCCUAGUUAUAGGUAAGCCAUGCUUGGGUUGAAAUCUUAAUUGUGAGGAAAGGAUCUGUUAAAGUAGGUGUCAGUGGAGUUUAUUGUUUCUGCUGCAUCACGCCAUAGACUUGUGAUUAAUGAAAUCAUCCCACAUUAGCAUCAAAUUUCUUAUUUUAGUUAUAUAAAUUAAUAUUUAUGACACUGUUAUCCCAGACAAAAUGUUCAGUGCAGAAAUGACAAAUCCUUAGAAAAGCAGUGAAUUUCUAGAUUAUAGCUAAAAAUGUCUUCCAUCUCUUAUUGUUAGCUCAUUUUACUUGCACCGUAAUUAUAAUAUUUGGUAUGCUUUUGUAUUUAAUACUUAAAUCAGACUUUAUAAAAAUCGUAGAUCAAGGCUUUAAACUGAUAAGCAUUUCUUCACAGUCCAUCUAUGGAAUAUCAUAGGUUCCCAAUCCUAGGCUUGAACAGUGGUCAGUGUCCAGCCAGACCAGCUUCCAAACUGCCAUGAAGUUGUAUAAUAUAAGAUUGAAUCACUGCCAAGCAUUUGAAAUAUUCAGUUGUGUUUUAAUAAUAAUUUAUGUAUAUUUAGAUGUAUGUAAUGCUUUGUGGGACGUUAUUUUGUUUGUAAGAAUUUAUUUUUAAAGGUCAGGAUCAUGUGUAAACUUUUGUAAUGUCAGUUUGAUGCAAUGUUGGCUCCUUUGACAGUCGCUGAGAAAUUAGUAAAUGUUAAGAUCUCGCAUUCUACAAAGCUAUUGUAGUGUUACCUCUUGGUUUUCUUUAGAAAGGAGGAAACCUGUUAACCAGCUGUUUGAUUUUUUUCCUACAGAGAGUUAUAUGAACUUCUGAAAGUGUAUGAUUUUAGAUACUGUGAAUCUGUUGUUUUCCAUUUAGCCAGAUAUCUGCUUAAAUUAUUCAGGCCCGUGUCCUAAAGAAUUCAUUUUGACAGAUCUUCCAUUCAUGGGUGUACAUGUGUGCACACACUAUCAAGACUGUUAAAGCUUUUGCUAAAAAUGUCUGUGGACUGGCUGUGUUUACAAUCUGUACUUCAAAGAUAAAGGAACCUGCAAGCUCUCCCCUGUGCCAAAAGUAGCAUGUACAGUGUUUACAAAUGUCUGAAAUUUUGCACUGCCAUACGCUAUGCCGAGAUUACUUUGCUGGAAUUUUCCAGAUUUGUGAUUAACUGAGGAGGAAUAUAGAGGACCCUAAAGCUAAACUGGAAAUGAGGAUUAUCUGAGGUAGUGGUUCAGAUAGCUCCCCAGACCUAAUCUGAAGACAGUUUUUCAGAUGGCCUUGAGAUAUCCUUUUUGUUGAUAGAGCUUUCCUUGUUUGCCAUUGCUAUAUUCUUUCUUUAAGAGCCACAGAUCUCUUCUCUCCUAUGGGAGAAUGUCCUAUUAGCAUUUUGAGAUCUUUUAAUGCAAUGAACGUGCAAUCCCAAAUAAUUCUACUAUUGGUGAAUGUGGCAUUGUUAAAGAACUUAUUAUAAUAAACCUACACUUGGGUUUACUGUACUUCUUUCAAGAGCCUUUUCAAUGACUGAAAUGUUACAGAGAAAGAAGUGUAUCUGCAGAAAGAGGUAGUUAGUAUAUCUUGGUAGCUUAUCUGAAAUCCAAGAUGCUGCUUCUUCAGAUUGUUUUCCUUCAUUCAGGAUCUUUAUUAAAUGUCUUCUGGGAACAUGGCACAGCAAGUAGAACUCCUCAUUUCUUGGGGCAGGAUGGGUCAAGGAUCCUAAAAAGGGCCAAAUAGUGCUGUCAGAGCAACUCCUUUCUCGAAUAGUUGCUGUAAUUUGGCAAAUUGACAUUAUUAUAACAGUUUAUUAGAGCAUCUAAUUUCUUAUCCUAAGGCAUUUUUGUUUUUUGUGUUUUUUUUAAACAGUAAGUACUUUGAUGUCAGACAUUUCCCCUUCCUUCCUUCCAUCCUGUUGCUCUUUUUUCUUGGAGUUCAAAGUUAUUAUCUACUUCUGGAUAUUGCUUUUAUACCAAAGGCCUUCUGUAUUACCCCUUGGGUGGUUGUAACUACAGUAUCUUUAGAUAAGGUUCCUCUUUUCCAGCCAGUCCUGGGGAUUGUUUCUCUUGCAGAGUUAGGUGGUAAAUUCUAGCAAUAAGAAGGAAAGAUGUGACAUCAGAACUACCAACUAGUACAAAACAAUGGUAGUUGAGGAUUUGUGUGUAUGAUGGGGCAACAGGGGAUUUAGUUCCCCUAUUGUCUCAGCAUUUAGAAAUUGAGGUCAGCCUGUCCUCUUCCUACAGGAAGAUUAUUAUUAAUUUUUAACUCUUUUAUUUUGGAGUAUAAGUGAUUAACAAUGUGUUUCAGGUGUACAGCAAAGUGAUUCAGUUGUACAUGUAUCUGUUCUUUCUCAAAGUCUUUUCCCAUUUAGGUUGUUAUAUAAUACUGAGCAGAGUUCCCUGUGCUAUACAAUAGGUCUUUGUUGGUUAUCCAUUUUAUUUAUUUAUUUUUAAACUUUUUAUUUUAUAUUGGAGUAUAGCCAUUAACAAAGUUGUGAUAGUUUCAGGUGCACAGCAAAGUGACUCAGUCAUAGAUACACAUGUACCCAUUCUCCCUCAAAGUCCCCUCCCAUCCAGGCUGCCACAUGACAUUGAGCAGAGUUCCCUGUGCUAUACAGUAGGUCCAUGUUGGUUAUCCAUUUUAAAUAUAGCAAUGUGUACAUUUUGUUCGCUACAGUUUGCCUCAUUUUUUCCACUUCCUUUUUCAUAACGAAUCAAAAUGUCUCCUUUGGUUUUUUCUUUCCCCCUUUAGAAAGUUAUAGAACAUGUUUUAAAGGAGGAAUGAAAUGUUUCUGGCUUCCUCAGCACUUGGCAAGGCAGCCUCUUGAAUAGAACUCUCUCCUAGUCUAUAGCUAGGAGCUGUUAAGUGCCUCUUGGAUAGAGAUAAGGAGUAAGAUUAUUCCACCAUGGUGAGUCCCAGUCUUGACCUUCUUAAGCCUCAAUUUUUCUCAUCUGUAAAAUGAGUCCACAUACUACUCUUUCUACCUCAUAGUUUGUUGUGGGGAUUAAGUGUGGGAGCACAAUAGAACCUCUAAUUGCCUUGAAUAAGAUAUUAGAAGUUGUUACGCUUUUGGUAGACCAAGCUCUGGGGUAUAUAUUCAGAAUACCUCAUGUCCUGGAAGCUGAACACGAACUCCCCUUUGUGCCUGCCUAGCAGAGCCUAUAUUGCUUCCUUUUACCCAUGCCUCUAGCUCAGAUAUCCUUUGCUUGACAUGAGCUCUUGUCUAGAAGAGUUCUGCCUCUAGGUUCUGAGAGAAGUGAGUGUGUAGAUUUGGCUAGUAGCUACAACUGCCUUGCUAUGGUCUUGGUAUAAAAAGUUCUGUCUUACAUGCACUUGAGUAGAUGGCAUAAAAUGCAGUCAGUAUACAGAAAGCAUGCAAUUUUCCAAAUAACAUAUCUGAUUAGGUAGUCAUAAUUAAUAGGAGUAGCAAAUGUGGUUUCAUAAAAUGGGAAGAAAAAGGCAAUUUAAAAUAACUGAAUAGUGACCAGCCCACCAAAUGAGAAAAGGAGAUAUUUUCAUGAGUUCUUGCCUAAUCUUUAUAAGCACCACUAAGUUAAUAGCUCUGUAUCUUUUUGGUGUUUGCACUAUAUAAUGCUUUUAAUAUCUGUUGAUUCUGU
Molecule: messenger RNA, 8928 nt
Organism: Mesoplodon densirostris (Blainville's beaked whale)
Lineage: Eukaryota; Metazoa; Chordata; Mammalia; Artiodactyla; Ziphiidae
Gene: MDM4
Product: MDM4 regulator of p53
Exons: 11
Coding region: 131-1606 (491 amino acids)
Biological process (GO): negative regulation of apoptotic process; protein ubiquitination; regulation of cell cycle
Cellular component (GO): nucleus
Molecular function (GO): ubiquitin protein ligase activity
Source: RefSeq, a predicted model, not a curated record